This is a messenger RNA of Neoarius graeffei (lesser salmon catfish), 1205 nucleotides long. It is a transcript of the gene gbx2, whose product is annotated as gastrulation brain homeobox 2. The transcript has 2 exons. Gene Ontology annotation, cellular component: nucleus. Bases 1 to 1011 code for a protein of 336 amino acids. Gene Ontology annotation, molecular function: RNA polymerase II transcription regulatory region sequence-specific DNA binding; DNA-binding transcription factor activity, RNA polymerase II-specific. The record is from RefSeq and is a predicted model, not a curated record. Gene Ontology annotation, biological process: regulation of transcription by RNA polymerase II; regulation of nervous system development. NCBI's taxonomy places the organism in Eukaryota, Metazoa, Chordata, Actinopteri, Siluriformes, Ariidae.
AUGAGUGCGGCGUUCGGUUCGUCCUUCGCGAUGAUGCAGCGUCCGGUGGGAAACACCACCGCCUUCAGCAUCGAUUCGCUCAUCGGCGGCUCUCAGCAGCCCAGUCCGGGACACUUCGUGUACACUGGUUAUCCCAUGUUUAUGCCCUACCGUUCUGUGGUGCUUCCUCCACCACCUCCUCCUCCUCCACCACCUCCACCUCCUCCUGGUCUGACUCAGGCGCCUCAUCAUCAGCUUGCCGCUUUACCAGCCGCUAUACCCGGCGCUUUCUGCUCCAGUUUGGCGCAGGGCAUGGCGCUCACCUCCACGCUCAUGGCCAGUUUGCCCCAGCACCCGGAAGCGGCCCGGAAGUUCGGCACGCAGGCGCUGCACGUGGCCUUUGAUAAAUCCCAUGAGAUCCGACUGGAUGCGGAAGACGGUAAAAGUUUCCUGACCAAAGAGACCGCUGCGCUUCUGCCCUUCCACGACGAGCCUCUGCACUGCAUUCUCCCACCCACAGUACGAGGUCACGGCAAAGAUGAUCCCAAGGAAGACGAGUGCACCAGGAAGGACGAGAGCUUCUCCAUGGACAGUGACCUCGACUACAGCUCGGAUGACAACAUGGCCCCUGCAUCCAACCCGCUGUGUGCUAAAGAGGACGGUGAGGGGAGUGCGGGGCUGGAGGAGGGCGCGCGCUCCGGGAGCGGCACCUCGGGCGGAAAAAACCGGAGGCGGCGGACGGCGUUCACCAGCGAGCAACUGCUGGAGCUGGAGAAGGAGUUCCACUGCAAGAAGUACCUGUCUCUGACGGAACGCUCGCAGAUCGCGCACGCCCUGAAACUCAGCGAGGUGCAGGUGAAAAUCUGGUUUCAGAACCGCAGGGCCAAGUGGAAGCGCGUGAAGGCGGGGAACGUGAACACCAAGGCGGGAGAACCGUCCCGAAAUCCUAAAAUCGUGGUGCCCAUUCCUGUGCACGUGAGUCGCUUCGCCAUCCGGAGCCAGCAUCAGCAGCUGGAGCAAGCGAGACCGUGACAUGCGCUGGACUCUGGACCAAAAACUCACUCGAGUGACUCGUUUACAGAAGCCACAUGUGAAAUAUGAAUAUUGUACAUUUACACGCAUGCGGGAUAAAAUCUCUACGUUUAUCCUCGAGGAAGAAGCAGUGACGGACUUUCCGGUUAUACUGCAGCCUGAAUAAUGCGGCAGAAUUACACGCGUCCAGAAGU